Gossypium arboreum is the source of this 4120-nucleotide messenger RNA. RefSeq lists its product as uncharacterized. The record is from RefSeq and is a predicted model, not a curated record. The transcript has 10 exons. Lineage: Eukaryota; Viridiplantae; Streptophyta; Magnoliopsida; Malvales; Malvaceae. The coding region runs from base 876 to 4010 and encodes 1044 amino acids.
AUUUAAAAAACCAAUCAAUUUGUAGUCUGAGAAGACCGUUCUCUCUUAACUGGAACUUAUCAUUCAAUACUUGAUGCCCCUUCGCCCAUUUCUUGCUUCUUUGAUAAUGGUGGGGUCAGUUUAAAGCUCCAAAAGACUGCUCCUAUUAGCACACCCGCUCCCUCUCAUUCUCAACAUCACCUUUUCAAAAGCCUGCCAUUCUUAUCUUACGACAAAAUAAGAACCAAAUCGACUGCUUCAUUGUAGAGUGCACAACUUUUAUGAUUUCGGAUACCAAAGAAACAAUAAAGAUAGUGUGAAAGAGUGGCAAGAUAGAUACCUUUCUUUGUGUGAAAGAGUGGCAAGAUAGAUACCUUUCUUUUCCCUUCAAAAUUCCGAAGUUCCUUUUUAGCGUUCCCGUAAUGACAUGUGCCCAUGGCUAUGGGCGAUGAUGCUUAUUGAGCAUCAGUUUGAUGCAAAGGCGUUUCACGUGGCUAAAGGGAAUGAAGAUGGACUGGGAAUAUUAAAGAAGCCCUUGGGAUGGAAGCCCUUUGAGUGAAACUUUCUGUCAUUUGCUUGUAUUAUAAUCAUAAUCAUAAUCAUAAUCAGAGUCGGGGAUACUCGUGAUAGUUAUAGAGAACAUCUAGAAAGAAAAAAGGAGAGCUAACAUUCAUGUUUACCCAUCUAAGAUACAUUUUCAACCUCCAUUUUGAUUGACUACGAGGCUAGACCUUCCCAACUCACCCAACUUUGAAACGAACUUUCCAACUAGAAAAAGAAACAAAACAAAAAAAGCAUUCCUGUUCCUAGUUCCCACCACUUAUCUGUAGUGGGAAAAACACUAAAUAAAGAAAUCCUAUGUUGAGAGUUGAAGGUACCUUGUUGAGAGUACCAACAUGGCUAUGAGAUCGGAUUUUGCACAGAAGCUGUUAGAUGACCUUCGGUUGCGGAAGGAACGGAUGGCUGCCUCUCAGAGCUCAAAGGGUACAAAUCCAACGGUUGCAGUUGAGCAUUUUCCUGAAACCUACGCAAUAAGCACCUAUGCAUAUGCUUACUCCAAGACAGCCUAUAAAUCAUCCAGGGAAUCAAAGACACUCAGAACAUUUGGCUUCAUGCAGACUGGUUUUAGAGUUGGAAGCACACAAAAGAUGGCUAGUGGAGGCAGGAAAUCAGACACCACUGAGAAGGUAUCGAACCAAAUUGUUCCUUUUGGCAGAGGCCAGAAGUCAGAACAAAUAGGAAAUCUGUCAAUGGCCCUGGCUUUUGAAAUUGGAAAUGGUGGAAAGCUAAGAGCAGAGUCUUCGGGCAAAAGUUCAAUUUUCAGUUUUCUGCAUAGCAUGGGUAGGAAACAGUUGGGUUACAGGAAGAUGGAAAGAAGAAACAGUAGUGUAAAUAGUCAUAAACCUUCAAGUAGCCAACUACCUACCCUCUCACAUCUCCAUAUUGAAGAAAUAUCAAGGGGUGUACAAAAGUUGAAUCAGAUCCUCAAAGCCUGCUCUAAUGGACUCAACUUUGACAGAUAUUCAAUAGAAAUUGGAAGGGAACUAUCAAAAGGAGCAAGGGAUUCAGAGGAAUCUCUAGGGAUGCUCGUAAAACUGCAGGAGGAUUCAGAGUACAUGAUAAGGCCACGGAGAAAAAGUCGGAUAACAUUGCUAGAGGAGGAUGAAGAUGAUGAUGAGAACACUGUCAAAAUAGUUGAUCAAAUGCAAUUGGGAAGACCAAGAUUUUCGAAUUAUAAUGACAUUCAAGAAGUUGCAAGGACUGAUCUCAGGCUGAGGCUGGCAGCUCUUACCUACUCUUCAGAUGUUAGUGACUCCAAGCAUAAGAAUGAUGUUCUAGCUUCCUCAAAUUCACAUUCUCACAAGCGAUUAGUUAGCUAUGUUCCAGACACCAAAUCUAACACUGCGUUCUCAGAACAAAGCCGCUCCAGUUCAGUGCACUUCAAACAAGGAAAGUCCAGAAUUUCAAACGUAAUCACGAAACUGAUGGGGCUUGAUGAACAUCCCAGAAACAUAGAUUCAAAGGUCACCAAAAAGGUGGCGGGAAAUCAAAAGGUAGUAGGAGUGGUUACAAAGACACCAGCAAAGGAUACCAAGAAGGCUGAACAAGGAACAAAAGAUUCUGCAGCGCUGGCUCAUCAUCUCCCACCAGUAAAAGAAAAGGCAACAACAGCCAGCAAGACUCCAUUGACUCAGGACAAAGUUACGGCACAAGCUGGAAAAACUUUGACAACUAGAAAUGGCAGCACAAGGGUUGCCGCUCAUGACAAAUUACCACCACAAAAGAACUUCAAAGACAACAAACCAGUGACGAGCUUGAGAAAAGCCUUGAUCGAGGAUGGGAUGCAGCACAUGAUACCACAUGUGCAAAAAACAUCAGAAUUUGCACUUACAUUGCAAGAGAAGCCAGAGUAUAGCGAAUGCAUACCUCAAAGGGAAAGCAGACAUGCUAACAAGCUUCUCCUAGGCAAUCAACAAAAGCUGCAAAGUAAUCAUGGAUUUCAAGAGGUGCAAAUGCUCCAAAAAUCAGAGCUUCGUGGCAAAAAGCAACAGUCAGAACUGAAGGAAGAACAAAGUACUGAACAGAUAUUGCGGAGGAAGAAACAAAAGGGAAAUGAACUAUUCUCCAAACCAAUGUCAGGUGCCACCAAUUUGCAAAAGAAGCAGCCACAAAUGAAACAAGCAGAAACUAGUAGGAAAGGCCCCAGCAAACAUAUUGAUCAUUACACUCAAGGAGUUAUUGAAUCUGAAUCUCUAAAAGAUCAAAACCUGUUUGCCGUGGAUGAGAAACCUGUUCAAGGGCAAACAACAAUGAAGGCAAGAACCAUAAAUGUGUAUAAACAUGGGAGUUCCAUUUCACAAGAUACGGAAAAGGCAAGGCAGGAGAAACUUGCUAUCUCAAGCGAAGCAGAUCAAAUGAAAACCAGCAGGUUUGAAGAAGUGGAACCACAGAUCAUUAGAUCCAAUAAAUCAGUAGCAAGCAAACAAAUAUCAAGUGUAGAAGCACAGAAAAAUUCUAUUUUGUGCAGUCCUCUAGAAGAUGGAUGCCAAAGCCUAAAUGAACUACAAGCUUUGGCUUGGAGAGAGAGUUGUCAAAAUAGAUCAGUGCCAUUGGUUACAAAAGAACAGCAAGAUCAAGAACCUGAUUUUGGCAAAGACGAAGAGCUCAAGUUUAAGAACAACAUAUCUGAACCACUACAUGGAACUCGUGAAGAGAGUAGAGAAAUGCCUUGCACCCCCCAGUCGCAGCAUCAAAGAACUUGUGAUUCAGAGAUGCCAGUGUUGGAAAUUGGCCAUCCAUGCUACUGUUAUGUUUUUGUUGAGUGCAUACGGCUUAAAGGCAAGGAGCCGUUGAAGCCUGUCAUCUUUGAAGGCUUGUCUUUGCUUCUGCUACUUGUUAAGAAAGAAGCUGCCAAACAUGGAGUCCAAGGAGGAGUGUUGGAAAUUGGCCAUCCAUGCUACUGUUAUGUUUUUGUUGAGUGCAUACGGCUUCCAGAACCACUGACAGAGAGUGAAAAUCACCCCGAGGAGAUACGUACGAAAAGUGUACAAUUUAUGAACACAGCAGAAGCACUUUUCAAACUCAACAUUCUUCAUACAAACAGUCACAACCAUCAGGACCAAGAGAGCAAGCUCGUUUUAGACUGUGGCUACGAAGUAAUGAAGAGUAAAGGAAUAAGGCAGGAGCUAAGUGUUCACCCAUUUCUAAAGGUAACUAUCAUUCCAAACAAGAAGAAAACUUUGGAUGAAUUGGUCAAGCAAAUGUGUGAAGACAUCGAUAAGUUGAAAUUAUACAGAAGGGGCCGAAGAGAAAAUUCCCCCUUCGAAGACUAUCUACCAAAAAUGCUUGAAGCCGAUGUGAACAACAAGGAACCUCAUCUGAAUUGUAUGUGGGACAUGGGUUGGAACAGCGUGAUGUUUGCAUUUCUCGAGAAAGAUUAUGUUGUAAGGGAUGCGGAGAAGUAUGUGCUUAAUGGACUUCUAGAUGAGAUGACCAGAGAUCUUUUCACAGGCGUAAGUGUGUCAGUUUAACUGUAAUAUUCUCUCAGAAAAUCCAAAUUAUUUAAGCAAAUUGAUUUAACAUUUCUGUUUGUAUCUUAUAAUGACUUACAUAUUUAAGAUUGUUAUGUACAAAAAUAUAG